Solanum tuberosum (potato) is the source of this 603-nucleotide messenger RNA. Its product is annotated as kiwellin-like. The transcript has 2 exons. Bases 1 to 603 code for a protein of 200 amino acids. The record is from RefSeq and is a predicted model, not a curated record. Lineage: Eukaryota; Viridiplantae; Streptophyta; Magnoliopsida; Solanales; Solanaceae.
AUGGAGGAAGAGGUGACGUUGGAGACCGCCGGAUAUUGUCGUUUUCCGGCGGUUCAUGGCCGUUUCUUUGGCAGCGAGCGAUGGGUGAUUGACGAGAGAGGACGAAGGGGCAUGGGGAAGGUGAGGACGUCUGGGGAAGAGGAAGGAACAGUGCCUCCUUAUUUUGGAAAAAGAAGAAGACGUUGGGGAGGAGGAAAAUGCAACGAUGACCCUGACGUUGGAACCAGUAUUUGCGGAGGAGGAGGAGGAAGUUCUCCUUCUCCUCCGUCUACUGGUUCAACGCCAGGUAUGCUAACUCUUAACGACUUUAGUGAAGGUGGAGACGGGGGUGGUCCAUCAGAAUGUGACGAGAAAUAUCAUGAUAACAACGAUAGAGUAGUCGCGUUGACUACUAGAUGGUACGAUAAUGGUUCAAGAUGUGGUAAAAUGAUACGUAUUCGGGCCGAUAAAAAUGGGAAGAGUGUAACGGCUAAGGUUGUGGAUGAAUGUGACAUAAAAGAUGGUUGUAAAAAUAAUGUAGUGGAUGGUUCAAUUGCUGUGUGGAGAGCUUUGGGAUUGAAUACUGAUGAGGGAAGAGUUCCUAUUACUUGGUCCAUGGCCUAG